Messenger RNA from Penaeus vannamei (Pacific white shrimp), 549 nucleotides. NCBI's taxonomy places the organism in Eukaryota, Metazoa, Arthropoda, Malacostraca, Decapoda, Penaeidae. The record is from RefSeq and is a predicted model, not a curated record.
GCAGUAUAAAAGGCAACGGCUUGACGUCUGAUGCAUCUCAGUCGAUCUCAGUCUAUCUUCAACAUGUUUUCUAAGACCGCCGUCGCUCUCGCCCUUGUGGCCGUCGCUUUGGCUGCUCCUUCACAACCUUCCUACGACUACUCUCCUCCGGAAACCUAUGACUCUCCUGCUAAGUACGACUUCAACUACGCUGUCAAGGACGACUAUUCCGGAAACGACUUCGGUCACCAGGAAGCACGCGACGGAUACAACACACAGGGAUCCUACUUCGUCCUCCUUCCCGACGGUCGUCUGCAGAAGGUCGCCUACACUGUCAACGGCGACUCAGGCUACGUGGCUGAGGUCAGCUACGAGGGUGAGGCCCAGUACCCCGAGUACCAUCCUGCUCCUGCCCUGCUCCUGCCUACAAGCCCGCCCUGCUUACAAGCCCGCCCCUGCCUACAAGCCUGCCCUGCCUACAGCCUGCCCCUACCUACGAACCCGCCCCUGCCUACGAGCCCGCUCCCACUUACACCCCUACCUACGAGCCCGCCCUACACUUACGCCUAA